AAUCAUAAAUUUGAUUUUGAAGAAAGAGACAAAGGAGGUACCUGGGUGAGAGAAAGGGGACGACUUCAAGUCUAUGCCUCAAAAUUUGUUACAAAUAGAAAGUUCAUCGUAUAAUUUGCUUAAUUGAGGGUUUGAUUUCAUUUAGUUAACCCUGUUGUGCCUAUCUGGAGUUGGUGAUUCAGGAUCCAUCAAUGUCUCUGUUUGCUGUUUUUUCCAUUUGUACAGUUGCCAAGGAUGCAGCUGGGGUUGCAGGGAAUUUGUUUGCUUUUGGGUUGUUUGUGUCUCCCAUACCCACAUUUAGGAGAAUUAUCAGAAAUGGGUCGACGGAGAUGUUCUCAGGGUUGCCAUAUAUUUAUUCGCUCUUGAACUGCUUGAUCUGCAUGUGGUAUGGCACACCUCUGAUAUCUGCUGAUAAUUUGUUGGUUACAACUGUUAACUCAAUUGGAGCAGUCUUUCAGUUUGUGUAUAUAAUUAUUUUCCUGAUGUAUGUUGAGAAAUCAAAGAAGGUGAGAAUGAUUGUAUUAUUGGUGGCAGUUCUUGGAGUAUUUGCAAUCAUAUUAGUUGGAAGCUUGGAAAUAGAUGACAUUCAAAUGCGUCGGUUCUUUGUGGGAUUUUUGAGCUGUGCGUCUCUCAUUUCGAUGUUUGCCUCUCCAUUGUUUAUAAUUAAAUUGGUCAUUCAGACAAAGAGUGUUGAAUUCAUGCCAUUUUAUCUUUCACUUUCCACCUUCCUAAUGAGCACCUCUUUCUUUCUUUAUGGAUUGUUCAACGAUGAUGCCUUCAUUUAUGCGCCAAAUGGGAUAGGAACUGUUUUGGGAGUGACACAGUUGAUACUAUACUUCUACUACGAGAAUAAAUCCAGAGACAGCUCCAGAGAACCUCUGAUAGUGUCAUAUGUAUGAUCAGUUAUGCUGAAAAGACCAAAGGCAAAAGCAAAUAUAUUUCAGGGUAAGAAAAGACCUUUGGCUGCUAAAUGUGGGCUGACACUGGAAUUGGCAACCUGUUUGAUUCAAUUUGUAGGAGCAAUUACUGUUUGAGGGUGACAACCAGAAGUUGUGACAAUGAAUAACUUUGAAUUUUCUGUAUCAUAGUUACCAGGUACGUGGUACAGGUACUGGUAUGUGGUACUUGUAGGUAUAGAUUGUCACAUUUUUACAUUAUUAUUGCAAGACUUCUUUUGAAGAGAAUCUAUUACGCAAUAUGUGGCACGGUGAAUUCAGUAUACAAUACUCAGGGUUAUAUUUAUGCAAGCCUUGAGGAGGGGAACAGUGCUUUGCAAGAAAGGCACACUGCACCACUCCUGCAGUCGUUGGUGAUGGUCUAGGCUAGCUUCUCUUGCUUUGAUGCCAUUUCCAUUUCCUAGUUCAUCAGAUGUUAGAGACAAAUAUGUACACAGUAUUUAAGUUGUUCCAUGUUGAUCCUUAAUGAAAACUUAUGUGCAGCAGACAUACUUUGUCUCUGUUGAUCUUCAAAUAGCUAUUGAAUCAUUUGUCUC
Vigna radiata var. radiata (mung bean) is the source of this 1492-nucleotide messenger RNA. Its product is annotated as bidirectional sugar transporter SWEET2-like. The coding region runs from base 192 to 899 and encodes 235 amino acids. Gene Ontology annotation, molecular function: sugar transmembrane transporter activity. Gene Ontology annotation, biological process: carbohydrate transport. The transcript has 7 exons. Gene Ontology annotation, cellular component: membrane. The record is from RefSeq and is a predicted model, not a curated record. Lineage: Eukaryota; Viridiplantae; Streptophyta; Magnoliopsida; Fabales; Fabaceae.